Candoia aspera is the source of this 4092-nucleotide messenger RNA. RefSeq names its product RAR related orphan receptor C (gene RORC). Gene Ontology annotation, cellular component: nucleus. Gene Ontology annotation, biological process: regulation of transcription by RNA polymerase II. Lineage: Eukaryota; Metazoa; Chordata; Lepidosauria; Squamata; Candoiidae. The record is from RefSeq and is a predicted model, not a curated record. Gene Ontology annotation, molecular function: oxysterol binding; RNA polymerase II cis-regulatory region sequence-specific DNA binding; nuclear receptor activity. The coding region runs from base 859 to 2502 and encodes 547 amino acids. The transcript has 9 exons.
AUUUAGUAUAUUUGCCUGAUUUAUUUAUUUAGUAGAUCAUUAUUAAGGCUGCCUCAGUUCUCUACAUCGGCCACGCUGAAAAGCCAUUAAAAGUGGCUUUUUGCAGGACACCCAAAUGAUUUUUUUAAACUGUUCAGAUGGGCAACUUUUUUCAAAGUUCAGGGGCCAUUUCGGUUGCUUAAGUCAGGCCAAGCUGGUGAGUUUUCCAAGUUCCUGCGAGAGGCUGCAUUUCAGAAGGGAUCUCAAGAUUAUAUCCCCACCACCCAUCUUCACUCCCCCCUUCAACAUCUCCGUACCUGCAAAACCAGUGCCAAAUGUUGGACGGCAAGAUCGGCCAAAGACAGGUCGCUUAAUUCAGCAAGCCAAUCUGCAUCCCGUCAAGAUGAGGGGGAAAAAAAAAGCUCUCUUUGGCCCAAAUCUCAAAAGAGUUGCUGGCGAGCCCCUGCCUCUUUCUCCAAGUAGACCCCCCCCCCAUCCCUCCUGCCUUUUGCUAAUGGAAACUUUGCCCUUUUUUUUUUGUGGUUACUUUGUUUCUAGCGCUCUUUCGUCUUUGUGGUUUUGGAACUUUCCACCCGCUGCUGUCGGUUUCUCCCUUCUUUUUCCCCACCCCCAAAAUACAGCCGGGGCUUCCGAUUGGCCCCCGGGGAUGCCAGUCGCGAGGUGCGCAGCAUCACCUGGAGGCCCGCUCUGCCAAGGCUGCCUUUUCUUAAACGAGAAAGAAAAUUGAACCAAAUUGGACCCCCGUCAUCCGUCCAGCCACCGAAGCUUGAUCUUAGCAUCUGGCAUCCUGAAGCUGAACAGGUGCCGCCGAAUCAAAGAACCAGCCCCUCUGAUCCUUUCCCACAAACCAGCAGCAUCAUGCGAGCCCAGAUUGAAGUGAUCCCCUGCAAGAUCUGUGGAGACAAGUCUUCCGGGAUCCACUACGGGGUCAUCACUUGUGAAGGAUGCAAGGGCUUCUUCCGGCGUAGCCAACAAGGGAGCGUUACGUACUCUUGCACCCGGCAACAGAGCUGCCCGAUCAACCGCGCCAGCCGCAACCACUGCCAAUACUGUCGCCUGCAGAAAUGUCUCAGCCUUGGCAUGUCCCGUGACGCUGUCAAAUUUGGCCGGAUGUCCAAGAAGCAGCGGGACAGUCUCCACGCUGAAGUUCAGAAACAGCUGCAGCAGCAGCAGCAGCAACAAGGCGGAGAGAGUUCCUCCUACUCCUUGGGCGUGGCCAACGGGCAGCUCAAGCUGGACCCUUCCCCGGAUCUCCGAGAAGGCUCGAGCUGCUCCACCGCUCUCCUGACCGGGCACACCCGCCUGAGCCAGUCCCCGGAUGAGACUGCGGCCUUGGCCUACUCCAACAGACUCACCAAGGCUCAGAGCCUCCUGGGUGAGGACCGGCAGGACGCCUUCAAAAAGGGUUACAGUCCUGGGGUCAUCAAGGUAGAACCCAGGACGAGCAUCUAUUAUGCUUUGGAGGCGCAGGCGUCACCGGAGCUCCUGUCCCCCAAUGUUGGCAGAGCAGAACGGACAGCAAUCGGAGGGGCUGGCAUUGAGACCCUUGACUUCUAUACCACCCCGAGCUUCGCCAGCUUCCUGGAGCGCCCACAUGCUUCCCUGACAGAGAUUGAGCACCUGACACAGAAUGUCCUCAAGUCCUACCGGGAGACCUGUCAACUCCGCUUGGAAGACCUCCAGCUGCUGAGGUGGGAGACCUUCACCAGGGAAGAAAUUGGGAACUACCAGAGAAAGUCUAUGGAGGAAAUGUGGGAACGCUGUGCCUGCCGCAUCACGGAAGCCAUCCAAUAUGUGGUGGAGUUUGCCAAGCGGAUGGGCAGCUUCAUGGACCUCUGUCAGAACGAUCAGAUCGUGCUUCUCAAAGCAGGUGCCAUGGAGGUUGUUCUGGUGAGGAUGUGCCGGGCCUUCAAUUCCGAGAACCGGACCGUCUUCUUUGAGGGCAAAUACGCUGGCCCAGAAGUCUUCAAGUCUCUUGGGUGCAGCGAACUCGUCAACUCCAUCUUCGACUUCGCGCACAGUCUGUGUUCGCUUCACUUCUCCGAGAACGAAAUCGCCCUCUUCACGGCCCUGGUGCUAAUCAACGCAAAUCGCCCGUGGUUGCAAGAGAAAAGCAAGGUGGCACAUCUGCAAAACAAUCUGGAGGUGGCGUUCAAGCACAUGCUGCAGAAAAACCACCGGGAAGGCAUCUUAGCAAAGGUGGGUAUCUGCCAGGGCAGAAAAGAGUCUGCGUCCCACGGGGAUUACCAAGCACAGAGUGAAUCUUGCCCCAGACAUGGCACCUUCCAGGUGAGCCAGACAAUGCAGGAGUGUCUCGUUCUCGCCGACUCCAACUCCCAUCUCUUCCCUACUCUCUGUUUUUCAGUUGCCGCCCAAGGGGAAGCUCCGGAGCCUCUGCUCCCAGCACGUGGAGAAGCUUUGCUCCUUUCGCCAAGUGCACCCCGUGGUCGUCCAUGCCGUCUUUCCACCACUGUACAAGGAGCUCUUCAGUUCAGACUGUGACCCGCUCCAGGGGGGGCCAGGGGAGUAACCCCCUUCUCAUGAGCCGAGGAUGGACCAGAAAUCGCCUCCUGGUCACUCCGAGGUGGGGGCCAGAAGGGGUGGGAGACCCGGCCAGGCACAAAGGAAAGGAACCGGAUCGAGGGAAGCGCUGAAGAAGCGGGCAGUCGCCCACCCGUCUUCUGCCCUCCCGUCGGGGAUGUCCCGCGUCGUCCUGAAAGAAAAGCAGGCCAGGCCCCCCGUCUCCCCUCACUGGAACCGUUGGGUCAAGGAGGGAGCCCGGUUCAUGAAGCACUCCGGAUUACCUGGAGGGGUUAGCUGCCCCCGAGGCCCUAAGUGUCAAGGGAGGGCCCUGCGGACACUCCGCGCUACAGCAACCAGGACGAUUCCGCCGUGAUGUGGUUUCGUGGGAAGGUGGUGUCCGACUUUGCUGCCAACUUGGGCGACCCAGAAAUACCUCAUUGUGCUGUUCAGCGGCACGAGACAUGGCAAAGUUCUUUAGCUUUGUCGCGUGUGUGUUUUCCUUUCCCCGAAAACGAGUUUUUUUUGGGGAAAAAUAUAUGUAUAUAUACAUAGACAUGGACAGAUGUGGUUCUCUAAGAUAGAUCUUUAUUUUUCUGCUACGUCUGUAUUUGAUAACAACGGAAUCCCUGUCUGUUUUCCCCUUUCUUUCUCUCUGUGCUGUGGCAUCGCAAACGAGCCUCAGUUUCUGCACUUGGAGUGCAUGGUGUGUUGGUCAGGAUAAAUCUCAGCAUCUUACCUGCAUCAGAGUGGUGAUCUAGAAACCAAACCGGCUGGUUGGCUCCUUGGCGGUUUCCCCGAUGGGCUUGCAAAGCCCGUUUGGUUUCCUUUGGAGACGGUGGUGGUGGUGAUGACGUUCCCAGGAUAAUUUUAAAUGCAUCGGGCAGCAGACGCAUUUUCCAAGACCUUCUAUAGAGAAGAACUUUUAUGAUCAUUAUGAUCAACGCCUCCCUUCCGGUCACCUGUGCUUCAAAGAAGCUAACAUCUCCCCCUGUCCUGACAUAAAAUGGCAACAACAUCUGGGGUUUGUUUGUUUAUUUAUUCAUCAGAUUUAUAUUACCGCCCCUCUCCCCCAAUGGGGGACUCAAUCUCUCUAAUCUCAGCCAUGUCUGUUAAACGUCUGUGCCUCUUUGGAAGGUAUCUCUUGGAUGUUAACCUGGGAAAGGGAAAAAAAUGAACGUGUCAAGCGUCACGUUCAAACGGGCGCAAGGAACAGUCGUGCGGGGCACGUGUUAGUGGCCAAGGCCCGACUUUCCUGCUAAAAUUGUUGUGAACCGCCCAGAGUCCCUCCUUGGGUGGGGGAGAUGGGUGGUGAUAAAAUUUGAUAGAUUAGAUAGAUAGAUAGAUAGAUAGAUAGAUAGAUAGAUAGAUAGAUAGAUAGAUAGAUCCCUGUACAAGUGUGGGAAUAAAGGCCCCAUAGAAAUCUCUUCCCUGCCUGGAUUCUCCCGGGAAGCUAUGCCACAAUAAUGCGACAAUCCAGAACAAGCAGCAAGACAAUUGGUAUUCCUCUGAUAUUCAAAGCCCAACCUUUCCCCUUUGGCGUCCUUACCUGCAAAUGGUUUGGCUUGCAGG